Molecule: messenger RNA, 835 nt
Organism: Pistacia vera
Lineage: Eukaryota; Viridiplantae; Streptophyta; Magnoliopsida; Sapindales; Anacardiaceae
Product: guanine nucleotide-binding protein subunit gamma 3-like
Exons: 6
Coding region: 136-711 (191 amino acids)
Biological process (GO): G protein-coupled receptor signaling pathway
Source: RefSeq, a predicted model, not a curated record
GGGGGAUUUGGGCCACCAGUAAAGGCCUGGCAGCAUGAGAUGGUAAAGCAGGGCAAUAAAUAUUUGAGAAACGGAAGUUCAACAAGGCCACUGCCACCGCCAACACCAAGUAUCUUUAUUUAAACAAUUUUAGUGAUGGAUUUUGCAGGUGGGUCUACAUUGGAGGAGCCACCAAAGAGUCCAAGGUCUCCACCUGCUUGUGUGGAUUUGUAUGGCAAGAGGAGACAGAUGGUCAAGGUUCAAGUUUUGGAGAGAGAGAUUGGUCAGCUUCAGGAGGAGUUGAAAACUGUUGAAGAUCUUCAGCUAGCUUCAAGAUGCUGCAAAGAGGUUGAUGAGUUUGUAAGGGCUAAAGCGGAUCCUUUAAUCACUAUAAAUCAGGAGACGUGUAAAUCCAAGCCCUUCUGGAAGAGAAUCUGGGGAAAAUUAUACUCCAAUCUUCUGUGGAUUUGUUGCUGUUGUGGUUGCCUGCAUCAUCUACAAACACAAACCUGCUGCGGUACUUGCUCUGUGUCAUGUUGCUCACCAUGUCCAUGUCCCAGCUGCUGCUGCUGCUGCUCCAGGAAAGUCACGUGUCAAAGCUGCUGCAAUUUUACAGGACUCUCAUGUCUACACAGUGCUUGCUGCUGUUUCAAGUCGUCAACUUAUAAGUGUAAAAAGGUGAAUCUUUGUUCUAAUUUUGCAAAAUCCUGUCAUAAAACUUGCUGUCUAUAGUUACCCAAGAAACUUAUACCUUUCAGGCCUUUUCAACUUCUUAUAUAAUUAAAUUGUAAUUAGCACCAAUGUUGCUAAUAGCUAGAUCCUAGUCCUUUGUGACAAAAUUUCAAUAAAACAACUU